This is a messenger RNA of Caenorhabditis angaria, 1139 nucleotides long. The record is from the annotation of a GenBank genome assembly. NCBI's taxonomy places the organism in Eukaryota, Metazoa, Nematoda, Chromadorea, Rhabditida, Rhabditidae.
AUGAUUUCGAUUGUGAUUUUUAGUGGAGAAAGUUAUAUUCGAGUCUGGAGAGAGGAUUUUGGAUAUGAUGGUCCGAAAAAUGAAUUGGAUGAUUUGGAAAAACGCAUUGAUUCAAAGGUUGGGUAUAAUUUUACAAUGGUAUAAAAAUAAUUUUGUUUCAGAAAAUGAAAGUAAUAAACAAAGCUAUCCAAACAAUGAUAAACGCCACUGAAAAAUGUGAUUUUAGCAAUGAAACGGAAACCGGGAAAAGAAUCGCAAGAUCAGUACUCAGUGGAUUCAAAAACUGCGUUGUUCCAAUAUUCAAUUCUUUCGAAAGCGAUUAUUUGAAGUUUUUUGAUAAUUGGGUGAAUUCGUCAAGAAAAUGUGAUUAUAUUGAUGAAUACAAGCAAUUGAAUGUUCACGGUAUUGCGAAUAACGAAGAGAUCAAAUGGUUGAUUUAUCCGAAAUGUGUGAGUUUUGUUGUUGUUGUUGUUGAAUAUUCAGGUAUACACACAAGUUUCAGCGAGAAGAAAAUACUCACGUAACCCUUGGAGUUGGUCGGAACAUCCAUGCAGAACGAAAAUUGAAAAAACAUCAACCAGACACUAAAUUCUAUGCAGUUGACCCAAUGAUCAAGGAAAACUAUGAUUUAGUCACCAAUCAACUGAACGGAUCAUUUUUUGCUUUUGCAUUAGCCAAUGAAACGAAACCGCAGACUUUCUUCGUUUUGCUUGAUGAUGGAAAAAGUGAGAAGAAAUCUCCUCUCACCAGUCCAUUUCAUUUUUUUUCCAGAAAGAAGGUUCUAUGCUCCACGACGUGUGCCAACUUUAGACGUGGCAUUCUUCUUUGAAAAAAUUUUGAUACUCAAAAGAAUUGAUACGAUGUUUAUUGAUAUUGAAGGAGGAGAAAAUUAUUUUUUGGAUUAUUUCAAAAAAGGCGGGAGAUUUGAUCAGAUUGGUCUCACCAUAUGUCAAUUUAAUUUUGAAUUUCAUAAUGGGCGCGGUGCUUCGCAUGAGGAUAAGAUUCAUGAAUUAUUCAGGCAAACAAUUCAGGAUGAACGGUAUAUAUUUAUGCGAGCUUCUCAUCAUACACGUGGAUUUUGGAAGAUUUAUUUUUUGAAUAUUGAGAAUAAGGAAUGUGUCAAGAAAUUUAUUGGGUGA